Salvia splendens (bonfire salvia) is the source of this 653-nucleotide messenger RNA. RefSeq names its product ethylene-responsive transcription factor ERF036. The transcript has a single exon. The record is from RefSeq and is a predicted model, not a curated record. Gene Ontology annotation, biological process: regulation of DNA-templated transcription. Gene Ontology annotation, molecular function: DNA-binding transcription factor activity; DNA binding. Lineage: Eukaryota; Viridiplantae; Streptophyta; Magnoliopsida; Lamiales; Lamiaceae. Bases 44 to 616 code for a protein of 190 amino acids.
CCAAAUCUAUGCCUUCAUUGAGAAAUUGAGAUCAUUCCUCUCAAUGGGUGAGUUGGCCGAGUCCAGCAAAAAGAGAGCCAGCGACGAAGCGGCGGCCCAAAAGAGAAACGGAAGCGGGCAUCGUGUGUACAGAGGGGUGAGAAUGCGGGCCUGGGGGAAAUGGGUAUCCGAGAUCCGACAGCCCAAGAAGAAGUCCAGGAUCUGGCUCGGCACUUUCGCCACCGCCGAGAUGGCCGCGAGGGCCCACGACGCCGCCGCCCUCGCCGUCAAGGGCGCCGCCGCCAUCCUCAACUUCCCGGAGAUAUCCGACCUGCUGCCACGCCCCGCCACCUCCUCGCCGCAGGACGUCCAGGCCGCGGCCACCAAGGCGGCGCUGAUGGACCACCUGGCUCAUGAUGCGUCGGCGGUGGAGCUGGGACUCGGAGAGAUAGUGGAGCUGCCGCGCCUCUGUGAAGGGGAGGAGGUCGUCGUGGCGGCGGACGUGGGAUUGGAAUGGGAAUGGGAUUGCUAUUUCAAUCAACCGAGUCUCCAUAGUUUAGAGGAUAAUUCAAUGCUCAUUGAUGAUUUCAUGUCUCCCAAUUUUCAAGGCCUCUUCUCGAAUCAUCUUUUUUGUUAAUGUCUCUUUUCAUCCAAUUUUGAGUUUUAUUUGCCAA